Molecule: messenger RNA, 3414 nt
Organism: Doryrhamphus excisus (bluestripe pipefish)
Lineage: Eukaryota; Metazoa; Chordata; Actinopteri; Syngnathiformes; Syngnathidae
Source: RefSeq, a predicted model, not a curated record
UGAAAAUGUCGUAAAAACGGACACUCCGCCAACAUUCUGGCUGGGAUGCAGAGCUUGAGUUGAUUCGCCUUUAUAAAUAACUUAAUGUUGUUUACUGUAAACUUUGCAUCAACGGCACUCCUUUUGUUUCGGAAGUUGCUCACUAUUUGGGAGUUCACACACAUUACAGUCCUCCGGGGUGAGAUGAUGCGACGAUGGACACAGACGGGCGGCUGGUGACACACUGACCGAUUGAUCUGUGGUGACAGAUGCCUCCUGCGUGCUAGGACACGAUCAAAGCUGUAAACAAGCCACUUCACGGUCACUUUGUUUUACCAUACUGGAUAUUUUAACAAUGCAUUUCGAAUUGUAAUGCUUCACCACAAUAUUUAAAGCACUGUACUUGUUAGCUCACAACUUAGCGUUAGCCUAAUACACGAUGCUAUAUUCCACAAAAAAUAAUGGAGGUUGACGACGACGACGUGCCUCUCAUCCUCACCUGGGAUGAUGCAAACAGCGGUUUGCUCAAUGAGGAGCCAGAGAGGGGAGACGAGAAUGGAGGUGCUGGAAAUUAUGACAUAGUGAAUAACACUGUGGUGUCAACAGCUGGGCCCCAAACCCACCGAGUGCACAGUGUGUCAUUACGGCAAAGUUGGGAGAUGAACUACCAGGAGGCUGCCAUCUACCUACAGGAAGGAGAAAACAAUGACAAGUUCUUCACCCACCCUAGAAACCCCAAGGCGCUUGCGGCCUACCUCUUUGCACAUAACCACAUCUUCUACAUGAUGGAGCUUCUCACGGGUCUCCUGCUCAUGGCACUGUCGCUGUGUGAAGCUCCUGCAGUGCCGACGCUGCGACUGGAUGUCUAUAUUCACGCCACUCUGGAGCUCUUAGCUUUAGUUAUGGUGGCAUUUGAACUGUGCAUGAAGCUCCGUUGGCUGGGAUUCCACACAUUCAUACGACACAAGAGGACAAUGGUGAAGACAUGUGUGUUGCUGCUACAGUUUGUGGAGGCCAUCGUGGUUCUGGUCAGACAGACAUCCCACAUGCGAGUGACCCGGGCCCUCAGACCAAUAUUCCUGGUGGAUUGUAGAUACUGUGGCGCCGUGCGCAGAAAUUUACGUCAGAUCUUCCAGUCCCUCCCGCCAUUCAUUGACAUCCUCCUCCUGCUGCUCUUCUUCAUGGUCAUAUUUGCUAUUUUGGGUUUCUGUCUCUUUUCUACAAACACUGCAGAUCCAUACUUCAACACUCUGGAGAACAGCAUGGUCAGUCUGUUUGUGCUGCUCACCACAGCCAAUUUCCCUGAUGUGAUGAUGCCAGCGUACUCAAAGAGCAGCUGGUCCUGUGUGUUUUUCAUCGUGUACCUCUCCAUUGAGCUCUACUUCAUCAUGAACUUGCUCCUAGCAGUCGUGUUUGACACCUUUAAUGAUGUAGAAAAGAUGAAGUUUAAGUCUCUGUUGCUUCACAAACGCUCGGCUAUUGACCAUGCUUUCCAGCUGUUGGUCAGUCGCCAGAGACCAAUGGGUGUCUCGUUGAAACAGUUUGAUGGCCUGAUGCGUUUUUACAGACCGCGUAUGUCUGCAAGGGACCGCUUUCUCACCUAUAAAGCUCUGAACACCAAUGGAGCGCCCAUGCUCGGUCUGCAGGAAUUUUACAAGUUCUACGAGGUCACUGGUCUUAAAUGGAAGGCACAACGUAGUGGGGAAUAUUGGUUUGAUGACUUGCCACACACAGCCUACCUUAUUUUCAAAGGCAUCAACCUACUAGUGAGGUCUAAGGCCUUUCAGUACACCAUGUAUGCGGUUGUGGCCAUUAAUGGCGUGUGGAUCCUUGUGGAGACAUAUACUCUACACAGUGGAUUCUCCUGGUCUAGGCCGGUUCCCUGGAAUUAUAUUGUCUUCCUUACUAUUUAUGGUGUUGAGGUGCUGUUGAAGUUAUCUGGUUUGGGACCAUUGGCUUAUUUCAGCUCUGGAUGGAAUCUGUUUGACUUCUUGGUCACGGUGUUUGCAUUCUUGGGGCUGAUUGCACUCGCCUUUGAUAUGGAGCCUUUCUACUUUAUUGUUGUGCUGCGACCACUUCAGCUGCUCCGGUUGUUUAAGAUCAAGCAGCGGUAUCGCAACGUGUUGGACACCAUGUUUGAGCUCCUCCCCAGGAUGGCAAGUCUGGGGUUAACCUUGAUCAUCUUCUACUACUCCUUUGCUAUUGUGGGCAUGGAGUUCUUUGCUGAUGUUGUUUACCCCAACUGCUGCAACACCAGCACGGUGGCCGACUCCUACAGGCAGAUCAACGUCACCUUUGGCAACAAAACGGUUUUGGAAGAAGGCUACUAUUAUCUCAACAACUUCAACAACAUUCUCAGGAGCUUUGUGACUCUUUUUGAGCUGACUGUUGUCAACAACUGGUACAUCACAAUGGAAGGAGUGACCUCCAUGACCAGCCACUGGAGUCGUCUCUACUUCAUGACCUUCUACAUCGUCACCAUGGUGGUCAUGACCAUCAUUGUGGCAUUCAUCCUGGAUGCUUUCGUGUUCCGCAUGAACUACAGCCGCAAGAACCGGGAAACACGGGAGAACCCAGAAGAUGAGAAUGGAAUUGUGUUUGAGGUCGAAGUGGGCCGUGAAGAAGCUCUUUCCACUCUGGCGUUGUACAAACAGAUGUGUCCAGCACACUCGUCCCUCAGCUCACUGCAGGGAGUCAUACAAGCCAUGGACCGUAGUGGGAGUGAAGAGCCCUCAUCGCUGUUGUACCAAGGAAGGAGGUCCAGGACAAAGUGUGACCUCAGCAUGAAAAUGUAUGCAGAGGAGAUGCAGGAGUGGUAUGCAGAAUAUUCAAGGGAAAACCUUCCCCAGCCAGACCAAAGCCAGGAACACGACUUGGACAGUCCUACCUCCAAUCCACCUUUUGUCCCUGCACCUCAGCUCAUCUCACAAACUGGACGUUACAGUAUUAACUAACGCAGCAACACACUCCAGGACUUCUAAUUCCACUCCAAUGGCCCACUGUAGGUAAAACUGGUCUGGUGUUUUUUGGGCCGAUGUGAGUUGACAUGGUGGCCUUUCUCAGGACUCAAAGACAGACAAGUGGUACAUUUGCCUUCUGUUGGCCUUUUCGGAGACAAUGGCUCCAGCAUUAAACAGUAUACUGAGGGCGCCUUUUAAUACUAAUACUACACUACACCAUGUACAGUACGUACAGUAUAGGCUGCAGACCUUUUGUAGAAACCCUCAUUUUAAAAGAAGUCAAACAAUUUCUUCAAUGUAUUUUGUGUGUAUAUAUAAUUGAAUUGUGUUCUCUAGCAAUAUUCAUGUUUAAUGCAGUAACACCCUUAGGGGUGAAAGGUUACAUACAUUUAAUAUUGCUGAAUUCCUUUUUAGACAUGUGCAAAUGGGUUUUGUACAGUAUAUUUACUAAAAAUAAAUGAAAAUGAUGAAUUUA